Trematosphaeria pertusa is the source of this 649-nucleotide messenger RNA. RefSeq lists its product as uncharacterized. The record is from RefSeq and is a predicted model, not a curated record. The transcript has a single exon. Lineage: Eukaryota; Fungi; Ascomycota; Dothideomycetes; Pleosporales; Trematosphaeriaceae. The coding region runs from base 109 to 549 and encodes 146 amino acids.
GCUCCUCGGAAUGAUCUGGAUCUGGCAUCGAGUCACGUUCACCAGAGCCGGACGCUUGGCGGAGAAAACAGGCCGAGGGAGUGGAGGCCAGAUGCGGGUGUCCCAAUUAUGUCUCGAUCAAACGUCGUUGCCGACCAAGAUCGAAAUCGCUCCUCGCUCAACGCACAACCAGCAAUCAGCCGUCGACGGCCCCACCAGUUUAAUGCGCCAAUUCCAGCACCUGAUGGCUCCGACAGGCAUAUUGAUCCCCAACCCAGCUCUUCACAAGCCAACCGCGGCUCACAGCAACCGGUGACUGCUCCGAAGCCAUCCACGACGAUGCUGUCUUCCGGAAAAGACGGUGUCAUGAGCUCAGACAGUAGUCGUCAAAAGUCCACAAACCGUCAACCGCCACAAUGGACUGUGGUCGUUAGCACUCCACAGUCCAUCGAUCCCAUGCACUUUAAGCUUGGGAAUGGCCAGCCGCGAAAGAAAUCCGCGGACUUUGAAGCAAGUACUACAUCGACAUGGAGUGGAAAGGAUAUCUCGAGGCCCAUCCUGUUGAGCUAGUGCAAGAACCAUCCGAUAUCCAACUGUUGUUCUGGGAGGCUGUGGCGAGGGAAAACUUUCCGCCACCGAAGUUCAUUGCGGACAUGGUUGGGAAGACGCC